Puccinia triticina is the source of this 1602-nucleotide messenger RNA. RefSeq lists its product as uncharacterized. Gene Ontology annotation, molecular function: transmembrane transporter activity. Gene Ontology annotation, biological process: transmembrane transport. The record is from RefSeq and is a predicted model, not a curated record. Gene Ontology annotation, cellular component: membrane. The transcript has 11 exons. The coding region runs from base 1 to 1602 and encodes 533 amino acids. NCBI's taxonomy places the organism in Eukaryota, Fungi, Basidiomycota, Pucciniomycetes, Pucciniales, Pucciniaceae.
AUGCUUUCUUCCUCUGCCCCGCUCUCCAAACACCCGCAGGAAAUAGGUGCUGGCUCACCUCCCCUAGAAGAUAAGAGCCUCGACAAGCAGACCGAAAGCUUUUCUAGCACAGAGGACCAGGAUGAUGUCGAGCUUGCCAAGCUUGGAUAUAAAUCAGAGUUUGCAAGAGAGUUUGGUAACUUCAGUACAAUCUCGUUUGCAUUCUCGAUUAUGGGACUGUGUUCCUCAGUUACUAGCACAUUCAACACUCCGAUGUUGUCUGGUGGUCCGGCUUCAGUCGUCUGGUGCUGGCUGCUUGGUUCGGUCAUGUGCUUUGGCUUCGGGACCUCGAUAGCUGAAUUAGUAUCAGCGUACCCUACGUCAGGUGGCCUCUAUUCGGCUUCAGCGUAUCUUGUUCCCAGGCGUUAUCGUCCCUUUGUUGGCUUUACGGUCGGCUGGCUGAACAUUCUUGGACAGAUUGCUGGUGUGGCAUCUACCGAAUUUGCGCUCAGUGAAAUGAUCUGGGCCGCGUACACACUCAUGAGGAACGAUGACUUCUCACCCUCCAAGUCUCAAACCGUAGGAUUGUAUGUUGGCCUUUUAGUCCUGCAUGGAUUACUUAAUUGCCUGGCGACGAAAGCUCUUGCGGGGAUCACCAAAUCAUUUAUCUUCAUCAAUCUGACGGGAACUAUGGCUAUGAUUAUUGGCUUGCUGGCGACAACCCCCGACAAACACGAUGCCACUUACAUUUUCACCAAAGUUGUUGAUCAAACUGGAUGGGGAAAUGAUGGGUUAGCGUUUCUCUUGGGCCUAUUGAGUGUGCAAUGGACCAUGACCGAUUACGAUGCUACUGCGCACAUCUCUGAAGAGGUCAAACGAGCGGCUAUCGCCGCACCUGUUGCGAUUUUCGUUGCCGUAGCUGGGACGGGAUUGUUUGGAUUCGUUCUCAACAUAGUCCUUGUCAUGUGCUCAGGCAACAUCGAUAUCAACAACCGCGGCGGCCGUUCAGAAAUGAUUGUUGCCAAUAUUCUUUACCGCAACCUUGGCCCGACGUGGUUCGCCAUCGUCUGGGCUGUGAUCUGCUUGAACAGCUUCUCCGUCGUCUUGACAGCCCUCCAAGCCAAUUCUCGUACAAUCUUCUCAUUCAGUCGCGAUGGUGGUCUGCCCGAUCGCGGUAUCUUCAGUCGUCUCUCAGUCCAGAAAGUCCCUGUUUAUGCGGUUUGGUCGGUGAUUGUUGUGUCAAUCUUGAUGGGUCUUUUGAAAUUUGCUUCUACAGUCGCACUAAAUGCUAUCUUCAGUUUAUGCACAAUUGCCCUUGACUCGUCAUACGCCAUUCCAAUUGCCAUGAAGCUCAUAUACAUGGACCAUCCUGAAGUGCAAUUCAAACCUGGCCCUUUCAGUCUGGGUAGAGGGACGCCAUUGAUGUGGUUUGUCAACCUGCUUUCAUUGGCAUGGGUGUCGUUUGUAGUUGUCAUACUCGCCUUGCCGACGGUCAUUCCAGUCACUGUUUUGAACAUGAACUAUGCCUCUGUUAUCACAUUUAUUGUCAUAUCUCUGUCCACCAUCUGGUAUCUGACUUCUGCGCGUCAUUGGUAUGUUGGACCCAAAUCCAACUUACAUUAA